This is a messenger RNA of Hirsutella rhossiliensis, 618 nucleotides long. RefSeq lists its product as uncharacterized. The coding region runs from base 1 to 618 and encodes 205 amino acids. NCBI's taxonomy places the organism in Eukaryota, Fungi, Ascomycota, Sordariomycetes, Hypocreales, Ophiocordycipitaceae. The transcript has a single exon. The record is from RefSeq and is a predicted model, not a curated record.
AUGGACAACAUCGUAUCUGGACUGCAGAAGAUCACCAAGCUUGAAUCCCCUGAUCAAUAUGUCGAAUGGCAUAGACAGAUCACAGACAUCUUGAGCACUCACAACUAUGGCCGACUCUUCAAUGCUCUCAAGGAGCCACCCCUCAGGUUGCAAUCUGACACUAAACGCGAGUACGCCAAUGUCCUUGAGAAGUGGGAAGAGAAGCAGGACAACGCAUGUAAUUGCGUACGCGCCACCAUUAGCUUCAAUGCUCGGGAAGCCGUCAAAGCGAUAGACGGGAAACCAUUCAACCGACUACAUAUCGUCCUAGAAACCAUUGAGGAACACUGCAAGCCCACCAGGAGUGCCAAUUACCAGGAACUAGAUCGGAACUACUAUAAGUUAUCCCUUGAAAACUGCAAAGGUGUCAUGAACUUUGCCUCAAGGCUCCAGGAAGCCAACAAUCGACUACUGGGGAUUAAUUCAACUCUUGGUUACAACACUCCACAAAGUGUCAACAAAUUCUUAAUCGGACUAGGAAAUGACUUCUCAGCGUUCAGAACCGCAUUCUAUCAGACUCACCAACUGAUUCCAGAAAUGGAUAAGGAGGGGAAGACCAAGACCCCUGGGGUCUCCUAG